AUGAUUGAUCCAUUGCUUCGAAUAGCUGCUGCUGCUGCCAUGGUCACCGGAGUCGGUGCUCUGGGUGCUUAUCUGGAUGCCAAAUACCACCUCAGAAGGGACAUCGAAACUGUCCUUAGGUAUAACCGCAGCGACCGCAUUGUCGCCCGAGCUAAGGCAGAUGGCAAGUUAAACGUGUGGUACCUCUUUGAGAACAUGGUCGAAAAGUACCCGGACGCCACUUGUAUCUGGUCGAGGGAUGGUAUUUAUACCUUCCAGCAAGCCCAUGAUAUAGCCUGCCAGUAUGGAAAUUAUUUUCUUUCCAUUGGCGUGAAACGUGGCCAGCUGGUAGCAUUCUACCUGCAGAAUUCGCCAGAAUUUGUUAUGGCAUGGCUUGGACUCUGGUCGAUCGGCUGCGGCCCCGCAAUGAUCAACUAUAACCUCGCAGGGAAAGGGCUUAUUCACUGCCUCAAUCUCAGUGGAGCGGAGUUCAUCCUCGUGGAUACCGACCCGGAAUGCACGGCCCGGAUUAACGAUCAGAUGGACGAGAUUGAGAACGAAGCUAAGAUGCAGCCCAUUUUCUUGGAUGAUUCUCUCAAAGCUCACAUUUCUUCGCUCGCGACAAGUAUAACAGACAAAAAUCUUGCUCGUAACAUGGAUGGCGGGUUCCCCGCUAUGCUUCUCUAUACUUCAGGCACAACAGGACUGCCAAAGGGGUGCGCAUUUACCAUGGAUCGGAUGCACACCGUAGUAUUUCAAAAGCAUCUGUGUGAUAAGGGGGGGUAUGACGGUGACAGGUGGUAUAUUUGCAUGCCAAUGUAUCACGGAACAGCAUCAGUUUGCGUUAUGGCCUGCAUACUCAGGGGCGUCGGUCUUGCAUCAGCCAAGAAGUUCAGUGUGAGCAAUUUCUGGAAAGAUGUUCACGAUUCCGAGUCCACAUACUUUGUUUAUGUUGGGGAGACAGCUAGAUAUCUGCUCGCUGCCCCACCUUCACCUCUGGAUCGUGGUCAUAAAGUCCGCUGCAUGUACGGAAACGGCUUAAGACCGGAUGUUUGGGAGAAAUUCCGGGAGCGAUUUGGUAUCCCAAAUAUUGCAGAGUUCUUCAGUAGCACGGAAGGGCUAUUGGCCCUCAUCAACUAUGACAGUGGUCCAUAUCAAUCCAGCUGCGUCGGACACCAUGGCGCCAUCUUCCGCUACCUCAUGCAUAACGUCUAUAUCCCCGUCGCCCUCGACCCUGAAACCGGAGACAUAUAUCGUGACCCAAAGACGGGCUUCGCAGUCCGUAAUCCGUAUAGCGAGGGAGGUGAAAUUCUCGUAACAAUACCUAAUGAACUUGCCUUUCAGGGUUACUGGAAGAAUCCCAACGCCACCGCGAAAAAGUUCGUCCGCGACGUUUUCAAAAAGGGAGAUUUGUAUUACCGAACCGGGGACGCUCUCCGCCGCACAGAUGACGGCCAUUGGCAUUUCCUUGACCGACUCGGAGACACAUUCCGCUGGAAAUCCGAGAACGUGUCCACGGCAGAAGUAGCCGUCGUUCUAGGUGAAUAUCCCGGUGUCCUCGAAGCUAACGUAUACGGCGUAAGCGUACCCUCCCAUGAAGGUCGUGCUGGCUGUGCGGCUCUGCUCAUUGAUCCAAACCACCAGACCAGGUUUGACUUUGCUGGCUUUGCUCGUCAUGCCCGCGAAAGACUACCCAAGUAUGCUGUUCCGGUGUUUAUACGACUAGUUCAAGCUUCGGACCAUAUUCACAACCAUAAGCAAAAUAAAGUGCAGCUGAGAGAUGAAGGCAUUGAUCCAGAUAAGGUCGGAACGAAGGCUGCGAAUGGGAGGAAUGAUCAAUUCUUGUGGUUACUUCCUCAGAGUGAUCUGUAUGUGGAAUUCGGGCGGAGGGAAUGGGACAACUUGGUGAGCGGGCAGGUAAAGCUAUAA
This is a messenger RNA of Paracoccidioides brasiliensis Pb18, 1908 nucleotides long. RefSeq lists its product as uncharacterized. The record is from RefSeq and is a predicted model, not a curated record. Gene Ontology annotation, molecular function: long-chain fatty acid transmembrane transporter activity; long-chain fatty acid-CoA ligase activity. The coding region runs from base 1 to 1908 and encodes 635 amino acids. The transcript is spliced from 2 exons.